AUGAGUAAGGCUAUGGUCGCUGCUCUUGCUGGAAUCGUCGCUUCUACGGGCGGCAUUGACUUGUACGCCUCUGUCAAAUCUUAUUUGCCUGAAUUUGCAUGUCAUGAAACCAGCCUCGAUGACCAAGUCACAAUCAUUGACCUACUUUCACAUCGCACUGGGAUCACAAAUUUCGAUCCCAUUUGGCUGGGAUCGCACAACUCCCUCCUCCUCGGCAGAGAUGAGACGACAAAGACAUUCUCUACCCUGAAGCAAAACGAAUCUUUUCGUGCAAGCUUUCUAUACAACAACUGGGGCUAUGAACUUGUCGCAAAAAUUCUUGAAACCGUCACCGGAGACCCCUUGCACGUCUUGCUGCACGAGAAAAUAUUCAAACCCCUACAGAUGACACGAACGAGCACUUUAUGGGAUCUUGACGAAUCAAAUUCCGCAAAGUCAUACGGAGUACUACAAGACCUGACACCGGUCGAGAUAGGUCGCCCAGAGCUGGGACAGGGCACCCUGAUGGAAGCCGCUGGUUGGAUCAAGUCCACUAUGGAAGAUCUUACUCGUUUCUACUCUUCGUACAUAGUUGCUGUCAACGAUCAAGUCAUCUCCGGUUCAAAUUCAACGCCUGUAUCAAUAUUCCAUCAUUGUCGCGACUUGGUUACCAACCAUGCAAGAUUUCCCGGUCAGUUGCUGCGAGAACAGGGAUACGGGGCUGGCUGGGCUCGAAGUCAGUUGCCUGGCCAGCUAGGGCGCAUAUCUCUCAAUCCUUCAAUUGGGCCUGAGCCAAUAGUCGGAAAAGGCUCCGAGUCUCGGCUUGUAUUGUAUCAUCAUGGCAGCAUGCCAGGGAGCACUUCAUGUGUUUACCUGAUACCCGAGCUCGAUGCCUUUAUUGUGGUGCUACAGAACUCGCUUGCGCCCAUCGAUACAGCGGAUUUUGUGAGUCAGCAUCUCCUAGAAGGCCUUUUGAACACCAAAAUACCAAACGACUAUAAGCAACUGACCACAGACUUCACCACAAUCAGCCUUGGUCAUAUGGACCGUCUCAAGAGAGAGCUUGAUAUCAACAUGAAGAUCGGCACAUCUCCAAAGCCGCUCGCUGAGUACGUUGGGAGAUAUUGGAAUCGCAUAGGAAAUUUCUUCAUUGAGGUAUCUGACAGGAACGGCGGAUUGAGCAUGAGCUUCCAGGGUAAACCCUCCGAGAUGUUUGAGCUUGCACAUUACCAUGACGAUAUAUUCUCUUGGUGGAUGCCGUAUAACGAAGUUGCUCAAAGGGGGAGGAUUAUUACUGACUACCUUGCUUCGUACUAUCUCAUCUCGUUUUCGAGCACGGACGGGGAAGGUCUUAAUUGCCUGAAAUGGGCCUGGAACCCAAAUAUGAACGCUGAUAUAGGCGAAUUUCUAUCUAGGGAAGGCUAG
Penicillium olsonii is the source of this 1404-nucleotide messenger RNA. NCBI's taxonomy places the organism in Eukaryota, Fungi, Ascomycota, Eurotiomycetes, Eurotiales, Aspergillaceae. The record is from the annotation of a GenBank genome assembly.